This is a messenger RNA of Betta splendens (Siamese fighting fish), 2334 nucleotides long. RefSeq names its product phospholipid phosphatase 3-like. Gene Ontology annotation, molecular function: phosphatidate phosphatase activity. The record is from RefSeq and is a predicted model, not a curated record. Gene Ontology annotation, biological process: phospholipid dephosphorylation; signal transduction; phospholipid metabolic process. The transcript is spliced from 6 exons. Bases 675 to 1664 code for a protein of 329 amino acids. Lineage: Eukaryota; Metazoa; Chordata; Actinopteri; Anabantiformes; Osphronemidae.
UCCACCACUACGAAAGGUCGUAGUGGUGGAGAAAUAUACCAGCGUGCGGGUAGACCACCGCCAAUGACACAUCAUGACACAUAGUUUAUGAUGCAUUCUUCUCUCAAGCAAUUAGAAAUAUGUGUGUAUGUGUGUGUGUGUGUCAUUGCUGUUACGUCGCAGUGAGAACCAAAAAGCGUAUCUUCCUAUCAAAGUGAGGACAUUUUGAACAAGUGAGGACAUUUGGCCGGUCCUCACUUCUUGGAAGGCCUGUUUGAGGGUUAAGAUGUGAUUUUAGGGCUGAGGUUAGAAUUUGAUUCAGAUUAGAGCAAAGGUUUGACGUCUUCCUUUAGUUAUGAUGGUUAAGGUUAGAUUUAAGGGGCCAGGGAAGACCCCACUUUGAUAUAACUGCAAGUAUGUGUGUGUAUGUGUGUGUGAGUGUGAGAGAGAGAGAGAGAGUUUACUCCGUUGGGUUUGUUUCGCAACCACUUGGGUUUUACGCACAUAUCUUUAAGGUGAAGGUUCCCUGCUACCAGUCAGGACGAGUCCUGCAGCCUGUGAUGAAAUGUGAAAUGCGUAAGAAGCGUGCGGCGGGGCGCAUAUUAAAUGCCGUGAGGACGCUCACUUUCACCGCAGUUUUGCGCGGAGUGCGCACGAGCUGUUGAUGCCAAGCGUUCGACUACGAGCCAGUGGUGAUGUUGGACACUUUCGGGUCUCAGAGCGUCGGUGUCCCGGUCUCCGGCGCGGAACUCCAGCUCAAACUCACGGAAAACAAGAGCAGUGCGGCGGCAGCGGUCAUGGGCACAGAGAACGGCACCGGGAAGAAGCUGCUAGAGACCACUGGACCGGCUUUAUCCAAAAGAAAACUUCUGGUGGGCUUGGACCUUCUCUGCCUCUUCAUGGCUUCCAUCCCUUUCUUUGCAUGUGAGCUGAAGGCAGUGCGUCCCUACAGGAGGGGCUUCAUAUGUGGGGACCAGAGCAUCGCCUACCCCUACGUGCACCGAGAGGCCAUACCCGAUGAAUUACUCAUCGCCGGAGGCAUCGUCAUCACUGGCCUCACUAUCGCCCUGGGAGAGUGUUACCGGGUGCGUUUCCGAGGAGUCAGCUCCAAAGCCUUCGUCAGGAACCUGUACGUGUCCUGUCUGUACAAGGAGCUGGGCUGCUUCCUGUUUGGCUGCUGCGUCGGCCAGUCGCUGACCAACAUGGCCAAGCUGAGCGUGGGCCGCCUGCGGCCACACUUCCUGUCGGUGUGCGGCGUCACAUACGCGUCGCUCAACUGCACGCUGGGAAGCUACGUUGCAACAGUGAGCUGCCGCCAACCUGACCAUCGGUUAGAGGAGGAGGCCAGAAAGUCCUUCUUCUCUGGACAUGCUUCCUUUGGAAUGUACACAAUGCUCUACUUAGCAUUCUACCUGCAGGCGCGGCUGACCUGGCGCGGGGCUCGGCUCCUGAGGCCCGCAAUUCAGUUCUUCCUGGUUCUGCUGGCGAUUUACACAGGUCUGACCCGCAUCUCCGACUACAGGCACCACCCGUCCGACGUGAUAACAGGCUACAUACAGGGAGCCCUCACUGCUUACUGGGUGGCCUUUCAUAUCUCGUCCAUGUUUAAAAGUUCCCCCAGGUCAGAUCUGUCCCCUACUGAAACCCUGGACAGCCCACUGUCACCCCAUCAUUCUGUGUGCUAAACCUCGCCUGCUCCACACCACCUUCCACAUAAUGCCCAAAGUCUGGACAGGAUAUGAGAUUUUUCUGUGAAGUCCAACCAAGUGCCAUCACUUGGGCCAAAAGAGAAGAGCUUGUGCAGUAUCUGAACCAGGAAGGGCUGCUUGGCUCAAGUGCCCUCAACAGCUCAAGCACGCUCAGCAAGCACUGUUGCUCUGUAGGUUACCUGUAGAUAUUCUGUAUAUAUAUAAAUUUCUAAUCUUUGCAUUUUCUAUUGUACAGAUCUAAUGAUACUUCAAAAGCACUUUUUGAUUUCCAUUAGCAAUUUGUAAUUUGAUUUAUUGAAUAGGAUGAAAUAUAUUUUACAGACCUGUAAUAUACUGUAUUCAGCUGUUUGCUUGUUUUUUUACACUGAACCAAUGAAUGUGUUGGUGUUGAAGAAAAACACAAAUAGUAAGAAAGCAACUCAUUGUCUAAACUGUGUCAUGCCAGUAGUUUGUAUAGUUUGUAGUGGGACGCACCCAUCUGUCCGUCUGAACAGAUUACUGAUGAAAGACUGAGCGACAGACACAGGCACGACAGAACCUUGACUGAACGAGGACUGUGUUUGCCAUUGGAUUAUUUGUUGUGUUUUGUUCUCAGGCCUCAUUCACGUGCACACACUUCAUUAAAGAUGGAACAGAUUGUUUGAAA